This is a messenger RNA of Morone saxatilis (striped sea-bass), 1043 nucleotides long. RefSeq names its product histamine H2 receptor. Gene Ontology annotation, cellular component: membrane. The record is from RefSeq and is a predicted model, not a curated record. Gene Ontology annotation, biological process: G protein-coupled receptor signaling pathway. Gene Ontology annotation, molecular function: G protein-coupled receptor activity. NCBI's taxonomy places the organism in Eukaryota, Metazoa, Chordata, Actinopteri, Moronidae.
ACUACAUGGAAGACGUUUAGAGUUGUUCGUCUCGUUCUUGAGGACCAUUCUAAAAAAAAAACAGACAUCCACUUAGGCUCUGGGAAAUGUGAUUUGAGCAUUUUGGAUGUUCAGAUGUCCCAGCUCUGUCCCGUCGGAUCUGGGAUGCAGUUGUUGACGUAUUUCCUGUCCUGCAAGUCCAUCUGAAGAUGGCGGAUACUCUGAGGACACUGUACGCCGCUCUGAUGGUUCUGUCAGGCGUGGCUUCCAUCUUUGGUAACCUCCUCCUCCUGUUGGUACUCCUCCUCAACAAGGAGCUCCGAACCGACACGCUGGGCCUCACCCUGAGCUUCAGCAUCAGCGACCUGGCCCUCGGACUCUCCACUAUCCCCUUCGGAGCCUACAACAGCCUGGCGUGGCCCUCCUGCUGCCCCAGCGAGGGUGCCUUCUGUCAGGGCAGCGGCUUCAUCUUCCUCCUCCUGCAGACCUCCUCCAUCCACUCACUCACCUGGGCCACAGUCAACAAGUUCACAGAGAUCUGCUUCGCCCUCAGCUACAGCAGCAUCUGGACAGCCGGGCGGAGCCGGCUGGUCCUGGUCCUGGUCUGGUUGUUCUGCCUGGUGAAUGCCUCAAUGCCCCUUCUGGGUUUCGGCAGCUACGUCUACAGUGAGUCGCGGUUUCUCUGCUGUCCAAGUUUCACGCCUGACAACAAGUACUUUGUAGUGCUGUGGAUGUUGGUGGGCAUCGUGGCACCGAUCCUCACCAUGUGCUCUCUGUACGGAUACAUCGUCUACGUGGCCAGGAAACAGGCCAGGAGGGGGACGUUCAUGUGCAACGAGCUGCACUGCUACUACGUUCCUGCUAACAAUUACCUGAGGAGCUCCAUUGUGAUGGUCACAACCUCAGUAUGUUUGCUGGUGUGCUGGCUGCCCUACAUCUCAGUGUGUCUUUACGAGACGUUUAGUGGUCAACAGAGUCCUGCUGUGAUGUCUGCCUUCUCUGCCUGGCUAGUUCUGACCAGUGCUGCCCUCAACCCCUGGAUCACCUGUAUGACGCAGACGUAA